This is a messenger RNA of Phycomyces blakesleeanus NRRL 1555(-), 708 nucleotides long. RefSeq lists its product as hypothetical. The transcript is spliced from 7 exons. Bases 1 to 708 code for a protein of 235 amino acids. The record is from RefSeq and is a predicted model, not a curated record. Lineage: Eukaryota; Fungi; Mucoromycota; Mucoromycetes; Mucorales; Phycomycetaceae.
AUGUCUGAUAUCAACAUCGCACUCAUAAACUCUAUCAGAAAAAUUGAAAUUGAUAUUGCCAAAAUAAAGCAAAUGGUACGCAUGCUUCAAGAUCAGUUUAGCAAACAAUUUGCUUCAACUGUUAGUGCAGAAGAUCUUAGUAUAAUGCAACAAAGCAUCAUUGAGCAAAGUGCUCUUGAAUGUGUUGCCAAGUCUGUAAAAAGGUCUCAUUUCACUGAGUAUCCUGACCAGCUUGACAAGCAACUCAAGACGUUGAGCCGCAUGAUCAAGCACGAUCUCAUUGACAAAGACUUUUCUGCUUUAAGUAAAGAAUGGAAAGGUAUUCUGGCAAAGCACUGGGAAUACUACAGGAUGCAAUUAGAGAGAAUGACAAAGGAUAAUGGCUUUGCUAUCUACAACCUCCUCCGGGAAAGCUUCAAAAGUGACAGCCAGAAGCAAAAAAGAAGAAUGGUAGAGAAGAACAUUGCACAGCAAGAUGCAAAUGAUUCUUUGCUGUCUUCUGAUAAUAUAUCAGAAACUGAUGGUAGUAAGUCGCCUAUUAUGGUGGAUGUGCUGUUUUAUAUUCUAUAUAUACCACUACGGGAAAAAAAGUGGGGUUUUAUGGCUGCUUUAUGGCGGUUUGACAGGGCGGCUUUGUGGCGGUUUUUUGCCAAAUAUCCACUUUGCCCCCUGGAGUUUAAAUACAUAUUACAGAUCUCCGCUUUCUGA